AUGGUGAGCUACUUCCAGGAGAUUACAGACAUUGAAAACUCUGUGGAGUGCAGUCCUACUCUGAAACUCGUAGGGUUGCCACGAAUAAGAAUCCACUCAACUGGCAAUGCAUUACCUACGUCCUUGCCAAAUGACACCCAGUUUUACCCACUCUUCCUACUGUUGGGAAUCCCAGGGCUGGAAAAUAUCCAUAUCUGGAUCAGCUUUCCCUUUUGUGCUGUGUAUUUGAUUGCACUCAUUGGAAACUUCACUAUCUUAUUUGUGAUCCAGACUGAGCACAGCCUCCACCAGCUUAUGUUCUACUUUCUUGCUAUGCUGGCUACCAUUGACCUGGGCCUGUCCACAGCCACCAUCCCAAGGAUGCUAGGCAUAUUCUGGUUCAGCCUCAAGGAGAUACUUUUUGAUGCCUGCCUCACUCAGAUGUUUUUCAUCCACAUCUUUACUGGUAUGGAGUCUGUAGUCCUCCUUGCCAUGGCUUAUGACCGCUAUGUAGCUAUUUAUAACCCUCUUCGCUAUAGCAAUCUUACUAACAAGAUAGUAUCUCUCAUUGGUUUUGGAGUAAAUGGGAGAUCUUUCCUCUGUGUAUUCCCCUUUGUAUUUCUCAUCUUGAGAUUGCCCUUCUAUGGGCACCAUGUCAUCCUCCACACCUACUGUGAGCACGUGGGUCUUCCUUGCAUGGCCUGUUCCAGUAUCACAGUCAACAUUAUAUAUGGAUUGGCAACCAUUGCUAUCUUGGGGUUUGACAUCAUGGCCAUUGCCCUCUCCUAUGUCCAGAGUCUCCGUGCUGUUUUCUGUCUUCCCUCCCAUGAGGCCAGGCUGAAGUCUCUCAGUACCUGUGGUUCUCACGUCUGCAUAAUUUUGGCCUUUUAGACUCCAGCCCUCUUCUCUUUUAUGACUCACCGCUUUGGCCGAAGUGUUCCCAGUUAUAUCCACAUCCUUCUGGCCAAUCUGUAUGUAGUCAUUCCACCUAUGCUCAACCCUGUCAUUUAUGGAGUCAGGACUAAGCAGAUCUGUGAAAAAAUGCUUAGAAUAUUUGUCCAGAAAUAAGGAAUGGAAAAAGAACUCCAGUUUUUGUCUAGAAAAUUAAGUGCAAAUACAUGUAAGUCUGAAGAAUGAGGAGAGGACUUUGAAAGGAUAAAUGAAAUGAGGACAUAAUUGAUUAACGGGAAGGAUGUCGUUUUGUGCAUUUCAUUCAUUCAGUUGGUGAGACUAGAAGCUUUGGAGUCUAAGUCAAGGUGGAGCAACCAGUGAAUAUGAUUAUUUUGAAAAUGAACAUGAACUAUAUUCAUAAGGCCCAAGGAGCUGAGCUUUGCCUCUUUCCCUUUU
Molecule: messenger RNA, 1326 nt
Organism: Trichechus manatus latirostris (Florida manatee)
Lineage: Eukaryota; Metazoa; Chordata; Mammalia; Sirenia; Trichechidae
Product: olfactory receptor 52E4-like
Biological process (GO): G protein-coupled receptor signaling pathway
Cellular component (GO): plasma membrane
Molecular function (GO): olfactory receptor activity; G protein-coupled receptor activity
Source: RefSeq, a predicted model, not a curated record